Leucoraja erinaceus (little skate) is the source of this 4476-nucleotide messenger RNA. RefSeq names its product lysophosphatidic acid receptor 6-like. Gene Ontology annotation, molecular function: G protein-coupled receptor activity; oxysterol binding. Gene Ontology annotation, cellular component: membrane. Bases 1443 to 2510 code for a protein of 355 amino acids. The record is from RefSeq and is a predicted model, not a curated record. The transcript has 2 exons. Lineage: Eukaryota; Metazoa; Chordata; Chondrichthyes; Rajiformes; Rajidae. Gene Ontology annotation, biological process: G protein-coupled receptor signaling pathway.
ACCUCCUACACCCCUCAAUGUUCAAUGACCAUUCAAGGGGAAGGGAAGUGAGAAAUUCACACAGGGAGCGGGGGAAAUUUACAGAGUUAGGAAAUUUACUGAAGCAGGAAAUUAACUCUCCCCUUACGGCCAGGAGUGACUCAGAUGGAAGUAGACUGUGACAAAGAGAGGAUUGCUUGGCGAGAGAGAGAGAGAGAGGGAAUUAUCGGGCAGACUUCAGAGAUUCAACGUGCAAAGUGCUGUGGAGUUGAAGGCCAAGGACAGGCGGCACAGUGGAGCAGCGGUAGAUUUCUUCCCUCGCAGCGCCAGAGACCCGGGUUCGAUCCUGACCACGGGUGCUGCGUGUACAGAGCUUAUAGGCCACGUGGGUUUUCUCCGGGUACUGCAGUUCCUCCCACACUCCAAAGACAGACAGGUUUGUAGACGAAUUAGCUUGGGAUCGAUGGUCGGUGCGGACUCGGUGGGUCGAAGGGGCUAUUUCAGUAAACAAAAAUUAAGCCAAAGAUCGACACAAAAAGCUGGAGUAACUUAGCGGGACAGGCAGCACCUCUGAAGAAAAGGAAAGGGCGACGUUUCGAGUCGAGACCCAUCUUCAGACUGGUGUUCAGCAAGUCCCAACAACUCACACCAACGUCUUCAAAAACCCCACAUUGGGUCGCUAUUUGUUCCGUCUGAAGAGGGGUCUCGACCGCGAAACGUCACCGAUCCCUUCUCUCCAGAGAUGCUGCCUGUCCCGCUAAUUGACCCCAGCAUUAUGUGUUUAUCGUCGGGGUAUAUAGCAAUAUCUGCAGUCCCUUCCUCCACAUCACAGAUUCAUAGAAACAUAGAAAAUAGGUGCUGGAGUAGGCCAUUCGGCCCUUUGAGCCAGCACACCAUCCAAUAUGAUCAUGGCUGGUCAUCCAAAAUCAGGUCCCACUAUCUCCCCAUAUCCGUUGAUUCUGUUAGCCCUAAGAGCUAAAUCUAACUCACUCUUGAAAACAUCCAGUGAAUUGGCCUCCACUGCCUUCUGUGGCAGAGAAUUCCACAGAUUCACAACUCUCUGGUUGGAAAAGUUUUUCCUCAUGACCCCUUAUUCUUAAACUGUGUGUGACCCCCUAGUUCUGGACUCCCCCAACAUUGGGAAACAUUUUUCCUGCAUCCAGACCGUCCAAUUCCUUAAGAAAUGCGUAUGUUUCAAUAAGAUCCCCGCUUAUUUCUGUUCCUUUGUCCUGUUGACCUCAGGACCGUGGACUACCAAGGCCACCGUUUCCCAGGAACCGGACUGAUCUUCAGAAGAGUGAAUUCUCCGAACAAGGGCCAUUAAUUUGAACGUUGGAGAAAGAAGUAAGAUCGCCGGACACAAGGCCACUGUGGUCAGAAGAAAAUUCCAAGAACACUUUGGCUCAUUUUUCUCCAAGAGACUCAGGGUGAUUGACUUUGAGCCCACCCCCCACCUUCCCUAAAUGGCUACAGGGGCGCCCUGGACUGAGGGGACAAUGUCUUCCUUCUGGUCCCUCCCGACUUCUAACGCCAACCUCACAGGUGCCAACAGCACCCAAGGGUGUCUCUUGAGCGCCGACUUCCAGUACAUCAUGUUCCCGGUGGUGUACAGCCUGGUUUUUGUCCUGGGCACCACCUCCAACGCCGCAGCCCUCUGGUUCUUCUUCAGGACCAAGGAGACCCUCUCGCCAUCCGACGUCUUCAUGGUCAACCUGGCCGCGAUCGACCUCGUCUUCGCCUUGACCCUGCCGUUCAGGAUCGUCUACCACGCCCUGGGCAACGAGUGGACCUUCGGCGAGUGGGGCUGCAAGAUCACGGGCUCGCUGUUCUUCGCCAACCUCUACGGCAGUUCCCUGUUCCUCACCUGCAUCUGCGUGGACCGCUACAUCGCAGUGGUCCACCCUCUCCGCUCGCUUGCUCUCCGACGCCCCCGAUACCGGGUGCUGGUCUGCCUCGCCGUCUGGCUGGUCCUCGCCGCCUGUAUCCUCUACCUGAUGCUCAAGGGGCCACUGACCAGCCACUUCCCCGACGGCAGGACAGCUUGCCUGGAGAAUUUCUCCAGCGGCUCCUGGAGUGGCCGUAUCUCAAGUAUCAGCAUCGUCGGGGCGGUGAUUGGCUUCUUCAUGCCCGUGUUGGUCAUCGCAGUGUGCUACUCUCUCAUCGCCCGGCGUCUAUUGGAGCCGACGGCCGGCAACGCGGUCCAUGCCGUGAAGAGGCGAGCACUGCGGACCGUGCUGGUAGUCCUCUGUGUCUUCCUAGUUUGCUUUGUGCCGUACCAUGUUGUCCAGUUGGUCCAUACCCUCCUGCGCCUAAACCCGGGCCCGGCGAGCUGCCGGAUCAUCCGCUUCACCUACUCGGCUCGACGGGUCACCAUGGCCCUGACCAGCCUCAACAGUUGCCUCGACCCCCUGAUCUACUCGCUGGGACGCCGGUUCUCACCGUCACCCCGUGCCUGGUGUUGCGGCCGCCGGCGCCGAGCCUCCCUCACCAUCACCUUCCGCAGCAAGGAGACCACCCGGAGCAAGAGCUAGGCUCCUAGACAGUGCAACGUCUAGACUGCAUCCAGAGUCCAGUGUCUAGACAUUACCCAGAGCAAGAGCUAGGCUCCCAGACAGUGCAGCGUCUAGACUGCAUCCAGAGUCCAGUGUCUAGACAUUACCCAGAGCAAGAGCUAGGGCCCCCAGACAGUGCAGCGUCUAGACUGCAUCCAGAGUCCAGUGUCUAGACAUUACCCAGAGCAAGGGCUAGUCCCCAGCCAGGCCGUGUCUGGACAGCACCUGUCGUCUAGUCCAGACACUACCCAGAGCAAGAGGUGUCCUCCAGACAAGGCUAUGUCUAGACACCACCCAGUGUCUAGACACUACCACAGCAAGGGUUAGACCAUAGACAGACUGUGUCUAGACAACACCCAGAGUCUAGUGUCUAGUCAGUACCCAGAGCCAGGGCUAGUCCACCAGACAGCCGUGUCUAGACAACACCCAGAGUCUAGUGUAUAGACAGUGGGGACCCAGACAUGAUCUUGUGUAGUCAGAGGGAAUCCAGACUUGGGAAUCCAGUCUUAAUGACCAAGAUGUUGCUGUGUCUAGACAGCACGCAGAGUCUAGCGUCUGGACAGUUGGAGCCCAGUCAGGAAUUUCACUAAAUAGUUGGUGCCCAGACAAGAAUGUGUCUAGACACUGACCAGAGCAAGAGCUAGUCCCCCAAACAGGGCUACGUCUAGACAGUACAUGGCGUCUAGUGUCUAGACACUGCCCAGAGCAUGAGCUAGUCACCCAGACAGGGCUACGUCUAGACAGGACCCGGAGCCUCGUGUCCGGACACUAUCCACAGCAAGGGCUAGUCCCCAGACAGGCUGUUUCUAGAUAGGACCCGGAGUCUAGUGUCUAGACACUACCCAGAGCAAGAGUUUGUCUCCAAGACAGAAGGCACCCAUAUUCUAGUGUGUAGAGAGUACCCAGAAUGCCUAGACAACACCUGGUGACUAGUGUCUAGACACUACCCACGGCAAGAGCUAGUCCCCAGACGGGUCUACGUCUAGACAGCAACCAGAGUCUAAUAUGUAGACACUUCCCAGAGCAAAGACAUGGCCCCCAGAGAGGACUACAUCUAGACAGAACCCAGAGUCUAGACUGCUCAGGGCAAGGACUAGUCCCACAUACAGGGCUACGUCUAGACAGUACCCAGUGUCUAGUGGCUAGACGCAGCCCAGAGCAAGAACUAGUCCCCCAGAGAGUGCCAUGUCUCGAGACACUACUUGGGUCUAGACACCACCCAAGGCAAGAGCUAGUCCCUCCGAUAGGCCAUGUCUAGAUGGCACCUUGAGCCUAAUGUCUGGACAGUAUCCCGAGCCAGAGUUAGGACCCAGGGGCAACCCAGACAGUACUCAGAACCUAAUGUCUAGACAUAAGUCAGAGCAAGAGUCCACAGGGGGGAGCCCAGACAGGCCGUGUCUAGACAGUACCCAGAGCAAGAGCUAGUACCCAGGGCAUUGACACACUUGACAGGACCGUGUCUAGACGGUAGUGACCCAGACGGUUUUGUCUAGACAGUGGGAGCCCAGUCAGGGUUGUGUCUACACACAGCCUAAUGUCUAGACACAACCAAAAGCAAGAGCUAAUCCCCAGGAGGAGCGCAGACAGGCUAGACUGUACCCAGAGUCUAGUGGGAGAAUGGGGGAAGGGGGAAACUGUGAAAGUUACCCAAAACAGGAGCGUGAACUGAAAAUAGUGCCAAAAUAUGGCGUCUCUUGCAUGCGGGCUCCGCAGACUAUUUAUGUACAUUUGCUAAUCGAGAAUAAUAUGGUAAUUCUCUAACGGCCUGUUUAUAAGAAAAUAAUUUUAUUUUGUGUUUACACUUUGCACGUGUGACAAUAAAAUCACCAUUCAACCAUUGAGUUCUUGAUUAGUCAAAUACAUCACACGCACGCACACACAUACACACGCACACACGCACACACACACACGCACACACACACACACACACACACACACACACACA